Molecule: messenger RNA, 1497 nt
Organism: Carassius auratus (goldfish)
Lineage: Eukaryota; Metazoa; Chordata; Actinopteri; Cypriniformes; Cyprinidae
Exons: 1
Coding region: 74-694 (206 amino acids)
Biological process (GO): negative regulation of apoptotic process
Source: RefSeq, a predicted model, not a curated record
GCUGAAGUUAGAGAAGUCACUUUUGAGAAGGCACAGAGCAACUAACGCAUACUGAAACUGACCUGAACUAGCAAUGUACUCCAGAACAAACAGCCUGGUCUUCUCACUGCCAGCGAACACUUUCUUCCAGCCGCAGUCGCAGUUUGAAUUCAGACCGAUGAUGCCGCCGCGCAACACCGAGCCGGAGAUCUUCACUUUCGAGCGGAUCCCGGAGCCGCAGCAGCCGGCGUUCCCUCCCCGCGGAGCCCCGGUGCGCCCGCGCAAGAGGAACACGCGCGUCAUGUACCCCUCCAAAGUGCGCAAAUAUCUGCCACCGGCCGAGAAAAGCCCCGCCAAACGCUGGCUGAUCAUCCUGUGCCUGGUGGUCUUCAUGCAGAUCUACACUGAGGAGGGAUCCGUUGAGACCACGCAGAGUGAAGGACCGACUUCAUACAAUGUUCUCUCCUUCCAGUCUGCUGACGAGCAAACCAGACAAAUGAUGGGCAACUGUCCCAAGGACUCGAGCCUGGUGUCUCAUCAGCAGCUCAAGUCCAGCAGCGAGGAGCAGAAGGACAUCUCUUGGCUUCUGAACACUACAUGCCCGAGCUCAAACUUGGAGGAGGACAUCAACACUCUCUACCAGCAGAGCAGGAGGAAUGGAUACGUGGUGGCCCUUCUCUACCCAGUGUACCAUAGACUUGGCGCAGAAAACUGAACUCAGAAUCAAGUCUGUGGACUAAUCAAGUUCACUGAACCUUCUUGAAAAAGAAAAAAACAGCCUCCCGUGGCACUCAAGUCAUGCCUGAAGAACCCGGCUAGACUCCACAGAGCGGGACGAAGUGACGAAAAACACAAGCUGAGGAGACACCUGAUGGACUUGAAUGACGAAGAAACUUUAGAAUGGAAUGAAACUUGAACGGCUCAUUUAGAUGUUUCACUUGAAGUGUACAGAUUUACCAUGUAGCCUCACAAGUAGACCUGUUUGUUGUAUGUCUAAACUCAUGAGGGUGUCGCAGUGACCAUUUGUGUUGCUGAACGCUGCCGCUCGCACAAAUACUUGAAUCUCACAUUGAAGAUUUUGAUGAGUGUUAAAUGAAGAAAUAUUUGUUGUAGCUAUUUAUUUAAUGUUAUUUAUUUAUUGUUAUUUGCUUAUUUAUUUCCUACUGUCUUGUGAAAUUAAACUGACAUUUGCAUCUUCAAUUCUCAUUUACUUUUUCAUUGUCUUCUUGAAAUAUUAUUAGCUGUGCUGUAAAAUACAGUGAAGAACAAAACUGAAACAAGAAAAAUGGACAAAUAUUUGACUUGUGAUGACGUGUAUAAAUGCAUGAAUAUUUAUGCCGAUAUGGCUCUUUAAAAAGUGGAUUUGAUUGAAAUGUUAUAGCAGAAAUACUUUGCUAACUACUCUACUACAAUUACGAGUAACAUAAUAUUAACACAAGCUAUGAAUAUUAUGAGCACUAUAAAAAUGAAAAUGUUUGUGUUACAAUGAUUUUCAUUUAAUAAAUACAUUUGAAUUGA